GAGAGAGAGUACAUAGUGCCGUGCUUUUCGAAACAGCUCUACAAUCAGCACUGAGCUGACAGGAUUUAAUUUGGGCCACGGAACAGGCGUGUUAUAAGCCUAGUGGAUCGCUUUCUGGACUAAUUGUCUACAGAAAUCACUUUUCCAGCCAUUGCUGCAGACAGGAGCUUUAUUUCCUGCCCUAGCAGCAGUCGAUGGGAACCUGCGUGUUGCCUACAGCUGUGUGGAGGGAUGGCGCGGCCCUUUCUUCUCUUCCUGUCUGCCGUGUUGCCUUUACUCAGAGCGUCUGCCUAUAACACAUCGGCUGGUUGUGCUAUCAUCCGUCCUCCCAGAGAUGGAGGUAUAAGGUACAGAGGUCUGACACAGGAGCAGAUCCGCAGUGUGCAGGUGCUCCCUGUAGACUAUGAGAUAGAGUACAUCUGCAGGGGACACAGGGUGAUUGUGGGGCCCAAGGUCAGGAAGUGUUUGCCCAACGGCACGUGGACUGAUCUAAGCCAGCGCAGCAGAUGCUUGUUGUUGUGCCCUCGGGUGUGGACGUCUUUGGAAAAUGGCCGGGUGUCUUCUUGGCCCCUGGGGCCCCCGGUGGAGGGGACUGUGCUACAUUACAGCUGCCUGCCUGCCUUCAUCCUCAUGGGCCGAAACUCAACACAAUGCAAUAAGAUGGGCAAGUGGGACACACCUAAACCUGUGUGCCACUAUGAUCGUCACUACAAAGGCAAGAAGAAGCUCUACAUUGGAGCCCUCUUCCCCAUGAGUGGAGGCUGGCCUGGCGGACAAGCCUGCCUCCCUGCUGCUCAGAUGGCUCUGGACCUGGUGAAUAAGAGGACCGACAUACUGCCGGACUACGAGCUGGAGCUGAUAUACUAUGACAGUAUGUGUGAUCCAGGUGAGGCCACCAAGCUGCUGUAUGACCUCCUGUACACUGAGCCCAUUAAAAUUGUGCUGAUGCCUGGAUGCAGCUCUGUCUCUACACUGGUGGCCGAGGCUGCUCGCAUGUGGAACCUCAUAGUGUUGUCCUAUGGCUCCAGUUCUCCGGCUCUGUCCAACCGCCAGCGUUUUCCCACCUUCUUUCGCACUCAUCCAUCUGCCACGCUGCACAACCCUACUCGUGUGCAACUCUUUCAGAAGUGGAAAUGGACCAAGAUUGCUACCAUUCAGCAAACAACAGAAGUUUUUACAUCAACUCUGGAUGAUCUGGAGGAGAGGGUGAAGGAGGCGGGGAUUGAAAUCAGUGUUCGUCAGAGCUUCCUCACCGACCCUGCUGUGGCUGUCAAAAACCUCAAGCGCCAAGAUGCCAGAAUUAUUGUUGGCCUGUUUUAUGAGACGGAGGCCAGGAAAGUCUUCUGUGAGGUGUACAAAGAGAAGCUGUAUGGGAAGAAGUAUGUGUGGUUCCUCAUCGGCUGGUAUGCAGACAACUGGUUUAAGAUCAAGGAUCCAUCCAUUAACUGCACUGUGGAGCAGAUGACAGAGGCUGUGGAGGGCCAUGUGACAACUGAGAUUGUAAUGCUCAACCCAGAGACUGUUCGAGGAGCCUCCAACCUGACCUCUCAGGAAUUUCUAGGCCAGCUGAUGUCUAAACUUGGUGGAAAAAAUCCAGAGGAGACAGGUGGUUUCCAGGAGGCUCCGCUGGCCUACGAUGCUGUAUGGGCCCUCGCCCUGGCCCUCAACAAGACCACGGGACCCCUAAAGGCCAAAGGUCACCGGCUGGAAGAUUUCAACUACAACAACCGAGAUAUCACAGCUGAGAUCUACCGAGCUCUGAACACCAGCUCCUUCGAAGGAGUUUCAGGUCAUGUUGUAUUUGAUGCUCAAGGUUCUCGAAUGGCCUGGACUCUCAUUGAACAGCUUCAAGGAGGGAGCUAUAAGAAGAUUGGAUACUACGACAGCUCUAAAGGCAAUCUCUCCUGGUAUGGGAAUGACAAGUGGAUAGGCCUAGGACCCCCUGCAGACCAGACUGUGGUCAUUGAGGAGUUUCGCUACCUGUCCCAGAAGAUCUUUGUGUCUGUGUCAGUGUUUGCUGGGUUGGGAAUCCUGCUGGGAAUUGUCUGCCUCACAUUCAACAUCUACAACAGCAAUGUCAGGUACAUUCAGAACUCUCAGCCCUACCUCAACAACAUGACAGCAGUGGGCUGCAUGAUGGCUCUGGCUGCUGUCUUCCCUCUAGGCAUUGAUGGCCUUCAUGUCCACAGAAAGCAGUUCCCCGUCGUCUGCCAGUUUCGCCUGUGGCUGCUCGGUCUGGGUUUCAGCAUCGCAUACGGCAGCAUGUUCACCAAGAUCUGGUGGGUCCACACCGUCUUCACCAAGAAGGAUGAGAAGAAGGACAAAAGGAAGCACCUGGAACCAUGGAAACUGUACGCCACUGUUGGUGUUCUGCUGGGCAUCGACAUCCUGUCUCUCAUGAUCUGGCAGAUUGUGGAUCCUUUACAUAUCACAGUGGAGAAAUUCACCAGAGAAGCCCCCAAGGGAGACCAAGAUGUUUUGAUCCAGCCUUUACUAGAGCACUGCAGCUCAGAAAAGAUGAACACCUGGCUGGGUGUGGUCUAUGGUUAUAAGGGCUUGUUGCUGCUGCUCGGCAUUUUCCUGGCCUACGAGACCAAGUCCAUCUCCACAGAGAAGAUCAAUGACCACCGAGCCGUGGGCAUGGCCAUCUAUAAUGUUGCUGUGCUGUGUAUGAUUACAGCUCCAGUCACCAUGAUCCUGUCCUCUCAACAGGACGCCUCCUUCGCCUUCGCCUCCUUGGCCAUAGUCUUCUCCGUCUACAUAACCCUGGUGGUUCUGUUCGUCCCCAAGAUGCGACGUCUGAUCACACGGGGUGAGUGGCAGACAGACGCCCAGGAAACCAUGAAGACUGGCUCGUCCACUAACAACAAUGACGAGGAGAAGUCUAGACAGCUGGAGAGAGAGAACAAGGAGCUACAGAAGAUCAUCCAGGAGAAAGAAGAGCGGGUGUCUGAGCUGAGGAACCAGCUGUCAGAGCGACAGGCCCUGCGAUCAAGAAGAAGAGCGUCCACCGUCACCAACAUGAACCACAGCUCUCCGUCUCCUGCCAUCGCCCAGAGCGACCCCAGGUCCUUGGCCCCUCCUCCGGGGUAUCCCACCACCAUUUCCGACCUCCACCCUGUCCCACCGCCCUUCGGCAACUCGUCCAGCCUCUACCAGCCAGACAGCAAGAUAAGCCGGAAUAACUGCCACACCAGCCGGCUGCAGCUGCUUUACAAGUAAGGUGGUGGUUAACGUUGGAGGUAUAAGGACAGUAAAGACAUUCAUAGCCACAUUGAGAUGGAGAAAAUAUCUCCAACAGAAAAUUUAGUAGAGGCUGGAGGUUUUCCAAGCUGAUGUGUUAUCUUUUUCUUUACUUUUUUUCUUUUUUUUCCCUCUGAGAAAAAAAAAUGUACAUACAUCUUGUUUAUCAUACAAUUUUGUAUCUAAUCUGACAGUGAUUUAUCAUGUGCCAUGUAGUUGCAUCCAGGGUCGGCUCCUACACUGUGGAUCUCUCAGUCCAGAACAGGACUUUGAAUGGUACCUGUAAACCCUCAAAAUAAUGACGUAAAACAAAUGACUCUUGGCCUUGGACUUAAUGUGAAAAUACAACUGUAUGUAGUAAGCUAGUUAGGCAAACAUGCUUACCUUUGCAGCUUAAGUUCUAACAGAUAAACGUGUUUAUUGGGCUCUAUUAGGAGCGUUACUUGGUCUCCAAUGAUAUUGUGUAUGUAGCCUUUUAGUGCAUAUGUAAGAUCCCUUUAAACAUGGUUCUCAUUUAACAACGAGUCAGUUAGAAACAAUAAAAAGUUUUCUGUCAUCACUGUGUGGGUGUGAAUUAACAAACUACAGCUGAUUAAAAUAUGUUGGCAACAGUCUCUGAGAGUCCCUGACUUGACUUUACAAGGUGUUGAGGUCAAUGUUUUUCAAAAAUUACCAAGAAUUUUGAUGGUAAAUCCAAAAAAUGCUAACUUUUCUCAUUAAAAACUGCAGUGCUAGAACGGAAAGCCCAACAGAAGUAACAACUGAUGGGGGGUGGGGCUCAGCCAAGGUUUCCUUUGAGACCAACAUUUUAUCCCAAAGCAUUUAUCAUAUCUGUACCUUACAAUAAUGACUGCGAAUGAGUUUAGAUAGUGCUAUGUACUGGAUAAAGAGGCUAGAAAAGAGGGUAGACUUUGUGAUGAUGUCCAUAUUGUGAUAAAGUAAAUUCUUGCAUCAAAACAUAAGUUUUGUAAUUUUAGUUCCUCAUGUUUAAUGUUUGAAGGAGGUUUCUGUUCUUUUUGUGGUCUCUGUUCAAAGAGACUGCUGAGUCAUUGUACAUAGUUGUGUGUUGAUGCUAAACCCCUCCCUGUGGAUGAACUCACCCACCACUGCUGUCUUCUGUCAGGUAUUUACUGUAUCAGGUGAUGUGACUGCCACACUGAAGAGCUGAAGGAGCAUUACACGAGGCUAGAAGCAGCAAUUCAAACACUGAAUGUGUUUAAUUUUAGGCUGCAGCUGUGUCUGGGUGUACAUUUUUUUUCUGGGACACGACAGAAAAAUACCAGAAAUGAAAUUACAAUGGACCAGCUGUCAACUGGCUUAUGUCAAAGCUAAAGAUAAUGCAGUCAGAUGUUGCUGUUGGUAUUUAAUAUAAGCUUUCUGAAGUUGAAGUUGUGACAAAAACAAAGCAGUGCUGUUUCAAUAGACAGAUCCAUCAAAGGCUUUUUGUGACUUUUAUUUUGAAGCCCAAACCGAGACUCCACAGUUUUUUUUUUAUCUAGUAAAAGAUAAUUCUGGCAUGUCUGGUCAUUAAAUUGUAUAAUGCACUGACAACAUGAGUCCAGUGGUAAUCAGUGUUGUUGUUAAUCAAAUCUGGUCCAACAAGAGCAUGUUUAGAUUCAUGAGAAGGGCGACAUGUGUUGACUCUUGUGGUGCUUCACGGGUCAUACUGACCCACUUGGAAGAAAAUAGUAAAUCCAAAAUAAAAUAUGAUUUUUCUUUUCCAUGUCCGGUUUGCUCUCUUGCCAAAAGUGUUACAUUAAACUCCCUACACUGCAAAAAAAGAAAAGUUGGGUGAACUCAAAAUUUCAAGGCAACAAACUUCGAUAAAAUUUUAAGUUGGACAAUUAAAUUAAAUAUUUUAAGUUUUGUUUUUGAGUUUGCUCAACUCUGAAUUCAGAUUUUUGUCAACUCAACUGUAAGUUGUACUAACUUAUAAUUUAACAUUGUAAUAACUUUUAAUCCUUACUUCUGCUAACUUCUGCAAUGUGCUGUAUUGGCAAGAUUGUAAUGCCGCUAUGAAAUGUCAGCUAAUGUUGUGACCACAAUUUUGAGUUAGCAUUGAUACGCUAAUGGCUACUCUUGUAGCUGUAACAAGCAGCGCCGCUAGCAUCAGUUAGCCGCUAGUAUCAGUUAGCCGCUAGCAUCAGUUAGCAGCUAGCUUUCGCUAAUGAACGAAUUUCACCGCUUUCCCGCAUUUCACAACAAAGAAAUAAGAGUUAGGAGAACUAUUGUCCCUUGUUGUGAACCUCAACUUAAAGAUAUAAGUAACAACAACUCACAAACUUGUUUUUGAGCAGACAACUGGCUUCCUUUGUUGUGCUAACUUACAUUAUUGCCCUAAAUAUCAAUAAUUUAUAUUUCCAAGUUUUAACAACUUAAAUCACUGUUUUAGGCCAAAAAAUACAAGUUGGCUUUUUUUGCAGUGCAGUUAGUUAGUAGCAGAGGCCACAUGUUGGCUGCUUUUACAAGAUGUCACUGUCACAUGUCACAUUUCCUCAACAGCACGAAAUAAACAUGGAGUUUCAUAUUCUUCAAAAUAAAACCAAAAGGCUUGAUCAGAUUUCCCCUGGAGACCGCUGCAACAUUUCUGAUCUUGUGUUUCUUCUGCUUUUUCGGACUCACUUCCAAAUUUAGCUUUUUUUGUGGUGAUUUUUAGGAACAAACAGAGAAACUCGCUGAUACAAAUUUAAUGAAAAGGUUUUCACGCCAGAAAGUGAAAUUAUAAUUUGUGCUUUACAUCUGUACACCUAAUAAUAGAGAGAGUAACCCCAGGAAUACAAUACGAGUACACUGCAAAAAAGCCAACUUGUAUUUUUUGGCCUAAAACAGUGAUUUAAGUUGGUAAAACUUGGAAAUAUAAAUUACUGACAUUUAGGGCAAUAAUGUAAGUUAGCACAACAAAGAAAGCCAGUUGUCUGCUCAAAAACAAGUUGGUGAGUUGUUGUUACUUAUAUUUUAAGUUGGGGUAUAUUUCACUUUAAAACUCAUAAAUUUGCACAUUUUUUUCUUAUAGAUUUGCCACUUUGAUCUUGUCAACUUUUUUUCUCAAUAUUAUUUUCGUAUGUUUCUUUUUACACAUUCCGGCUGUAUGUAAUAUCCUCCAAUAUUCUCUAGGGUUGAAAUGAGUGCCCUAUUAAGGGUUAAAGUGGUGAAUCUGGGAGAAAAAAGUUGCUUUUUUCCCACUUUUUUCUCGUAAAUCUGCAACUUUUUUCGGGCAGAUUUGCCACUUUAAAUCUCUUAAAUCUGCAACUUUUUUUCUUGUAGAUUUGCCACUUUAAUCUAGUAAAUUUGCAACUUUUUUCUCAAAAUAUUACCUGAAGUUACCAAAUAUAGUUCUUUGCCUGAUAAAAGGUUAAAACGCAUGUGAAGAUGGCCUACAGUUAUGCACCCUUCUAUCUGAUGCCAACGUGGUGAUAGUUAUGGGGACCUGAAUAGUUUCUGGGGACCUGAAACUAUGGCUCUGUGUUGAAACCCAACAGCAACUCACUUCACUUUUUUGACCUGUACGGGAUCACUUUUGUUAGAUUGUGAAAUGAAAGAGCGAUACAGAAAUGCUGCAAUGACAUCUAUUUAAUAAACAGUUUUUAUUUCUUGCUUUUAAAAGUUGCAUUUAUUUCUUUGAAGGUGUAAUUAAUUUGUGAAAAAGUGGUUGACAUAUGCCGAAGAGUCUCUUUUCUCAACAAAAUUUCAUUAAGGCGCCUUAAAGUUUCUAUCUCUGCAAAAUAUUUUUUAUUUUUACAGCUGUUGAGCUUACCUGUCAAAUGUCAGUGGCUGUUAGUUUGUGGUUUGGCAUCUAAAUCUGCUGCCCUUACGAGUUAAUUGGGGCAUUUCCCUAUGCUAAUUCCACUUAUUCCAAAUUGACUAGCACACACAUCCAGUUUACCUUUCCAUUGUGAGAAUCACACAUAUGAAUGUUGUUAUUUUCCUCUUAUUGCUGUGUG
Molecule: messenger RNA, 7184 nt
Organism: Centropristis striata (black sea bass)
Lineage: Eukaryota; Metazoa; Chordata; Actinopteri; Perciformes; Serranidae
Gene: gabbr1b
Product: gamma-aminobutyric acid (GABA) B receptor, 1b
Exons: 24
Coding region: 232-3222 (996 amino acids)
Biological process (GO): gamma-aminobutyric acid signaling pathway; G protein-coupled receptor signaling pathway
Cellular component (GO): G protein-coupled receptor heterodimeric complex; membrane
Molecular function (GO): G protein-coupled GABA receptor activity
Source: RefSeq, a predicted model, not a curated record